Molecule: messenger RNA, 1791 nt
Organism: Vanessa atalanta (red admiral)
Lineage: Eukaryota; Metazoa; Arthropoda; Insecta; Lepidoptera; Nymphalidae
Exons: 2
Coding region: 20-1768 (582 amino acids)
Source: RefSeq, a predicted model, not a curated record
CAGUGUCCGCUAGCCCACCAUGAGAUUAAACACGUUCAUUCUUACACUUUGCGUGUGCGCAUUACACGUACACGCAGCAUCCAUCUCGUCAGAAAAAAAACUCGACGAUCUCGACAAUGUUGACCUCGACAAUGUCGCUUUAGAGCCUGAAUUAAUAGACCAAGUCACGGUUAAGGAUGUUGAUAAUAAUCUCCGGAAAACCAUCGUCGAUAUACCCGUUAAAAUCGUGGAAGAACCAAUAGUGUUAGAUGAAAACUCCAACGAUUAUGUACCCAAAGACGAUGAGAGUAUAAUCAUUAAAAGGAUUGAUAUCGACUUAGCCAAUCCUGGACCACCGCAACGGCAGGAGCAUGAAACUCAAAAUCCUGAAAAUUAUGGAGAAAAAGAAAAAGCUAUUUUUGGUAUUAAAAAAUCAAUUGAAGACACAGAGAAAAUUUUCAACCAAGGCAUUAAGGAGCUAUCUCAAAACUUCAAAAACCUGUUUGGAAACAAUGAAGAUCUUCCAGCCAUCAAAAAUAAUUUACAAAACUUAAGGCACACUUUUACGGAUCAGAUUGUGAAACUAAAUGAAACAAUUAUAAAAAAUCUAAAGCCUGAUUCUAGUCAAACUAUCAAGGAAUCUGAGAAAAAACUUAAAAUUGUUGAAACACAGUUACAAAACUUACAAAAAAAAUUUGAAGUUGGCGUUGAUACUUUAACUGAAGGCGUCGAAGUUCUUACUAUAAUUAGAGAGGAAGAUGAAACUGCAAAAACGAAAUCCAUAAUAAGCGAAGAACGUGAAGUUGCUAAACAAGAUACUCCAACUAAUGCUAAUUCCGAAACACAACAAGGUGCUUCUUCUUCAACCCAAGCGCCAACUGUCUCGAGCACUAAUGCUCCAGCAUCUACAAAUCCUGUUAUGGUUUGGUUGAAUAACUUUCAAAAUGACGUAACAACUGCUUUUUCUAACUUUCAAACAACAAUUCAAAACAAUUGGAUAGGAAAUCCAUUUUUUCAAGGUAAUCAAGGAACCAAUCCUACUGUUCAAAACCCUCCAGCACAAGGUCAAAAUACAGUACCUGCAGGAGCCCAAUCUGAUACUGCUGUAACCCAAGCAACACCUGCUCCAUGGGGGCCACAAGCUAUUAUCCAACAAAUUCAAAAUCUAAUAAAUCCUGGACAAAAUUCACAACAGGCAGCACAAGGUCAGCAAACCACAGCACCCGCUUCUAAUAAUGGGCCAUUCGCAAAUACUAUUCAAAGCAUAGUACAAUUUAUACAAAGACCAAACCAGGCCCAGACACAACCACCAGCUAAUCCAACACCUGCAUCAGCAGGAAGCACAAAUCCUUCCUCGACAAAUUCUGAUAAAACAGAUGCUAGUCAAGCAGAUGCAAUCCCAGUACCAAAUCAGCAAGCACAACCGGUACCUCAAUCGGCUCCAGCUCAACAACCGCUAGGACAAAAUGGCCCGAUCCAACAACUUGUGCAAAAUAACCCAAUCAUCAAGGGUAUACAAAGUGCUGUACAAAGAUUGCAGGGAACACCGAAUCCUGAGACACCGAGAAACGAAAUCAUUGAAAAUAAUAGUGAAGAAAAAGUAGAGCUCAAGGGACGGCCUGGCGUCAACACAAGCAAUCAAGGCGAUAUUGACAUCAGUGGGGUAGUGAAACACAUUGAAGCACAAAAGGAAGAAAACGUUAUUCCUAAGGAUACUCAAGAAAACUUAGAUGGACCGAUUAAGGCGGAUAAAGUAGAAAUCCCAUCGCUUUCUGAUAAGACUGAAUAAGUCGUAGUGUGAUACAGUAGUUA